Sphaeroforma arctica JP610 is the source of this 213-nucleotide messenger RNA. RefSeq lists its product as hypothetical. The transcript has 2 exons. The coding region runs from base 1 to 213 and encodes 70 amino acids. The record is from RefSeq and is a predicted model, not a curated record. Lineage: Eukaryota; Ichthyosporea; Ichthyophonida.
AUGGGAAAGAUCACAUACGAGUGCGUGUGCGGAUGUCACGAGGACUUGUCACAGUUGUACUUUUGUUCGAAAUGUGAAGCUUUAAAGUGUGCCGACUGCACCACCGAGGGCUAUGAGAAAUUCUUCUGCCGGAGCUGCUUCUCCACCCUUCUGGUGAAGAGUGAGAUGAAGACACUCAAGAAUAGCUACAUCAAUAACUUCGACUCGCUAUAA